Molecule: messenger RNA, 417 nt
Organism: Acanthoscelides obtectus
Lineage: Eukaryota; Metazoa; Arthropoda; Insecta; Coleoptera; Chrysomelidae
Source: the annotation of a GenBank genome assembly
AUGGGUUCAGGAUAUAAUGACGAUAAUACAAUAUAUAUCAGGCUGGAGCGUUGGAAGCUCACUACUAACCCAAGACUGCUCCCGGACGUCAGGGUCCAGAACUUGAAUGACUGCGCGGAGUCUUACGGAAACUCUGGUUUCAAUGGCGGCCUUAUGAUUCCGGUAUACGAAUACGUCAAGGACAAUGGGGGAGUCGGCUCAGGAAAGUCAUAUCCUUUCGAGGAGUACAUUCCCGCGGGCGAUGAAAAAGCGCUUGAAAUAGCAGUUGGUACCGUUGGCCCUGUCUCAGUAGGAAUUGACGCUCGUCAGCCAACGUUCCAGCUCUACUCUGACGGAAUCUAUGAGGAGUCUACUUGUAACAAUGGUCCUGAUGAGGUGAAUCGUGCUGUAUUAGUGGUAGGUAUAUGCAUUGAUUAA